This is a messenger RNA of Octopus sinensis (East Asian common octopus), 1103 nucleotides long. RefSeq names its product mid1-interacting protein 1A-like. The transcript has a single exon. Gene Ontology annotation, biological process: regulation of lipid biosynthetic process. The record is from RefSeq and is a predicted model, not a curated record. Lineage: Eukaryota; Metazoa; Mollusca; Cephalopoda; Octopoda; Octopodidae. Gene Ontology annotation, cellular component: cytosol. The coding region runs from base 332 to 1024 and encodes 230 amino acids.
ACUAUUGUCUCACCCUUUCUUUCUCCCUCACUGCACUCUGUCUUCGCCGUUUCUCUCAUCGUAAUCUCCAUAUAUACACCUCUGAGUCAAAUACCAUGAAAUAUUCAUUAAGAAACACUGUCGGAUUUCUUCCGUCAGUUUAAAGAAAAACAAAAACACAGCACAGACGAGCAAUCAGACACAAUCAAGCGCAGUUGUCAAGGAUAUUAUCAUUCAAAUUCACUACCGUCUCUGUUGCGAUUUUCAAUAUUGAUAUAUUCUCAAUCCAGCUAUUUUCUCUUCCUCAUUGAAAUAUUUAUUAUUAUACAUACAUAUAUUUCUUGCUUUCACAAUGAAUCAUUCCGUCCGUCACAUGAGUAUCUCCGAAGAACGGGUGACCCACCAGUCGAUCGUGUCCGCCCUCAGCAACUUCGUAACAGCCGUCAACCACAUGGACUCGACAGUCAUGAUCCCGAGCCGGCUCAGAGACAUGGAGGUUUCGCAGGAUUCGGACUCCAUCAUUAACUCGAACUCUGACCCUUAUCAUUCUUUCAGCGCCCCGCCGUCUCCUGCAGCUUCAAUCUCCAGCAUCCCAGCUCUCAACUCGAACCUGAAAUUGAAACCGCACACCACCAACCAUCGCCGGUAUUCCGCCGAGCAAAGCACCCUGAUGGGUACCGGUGCCGAUGCGAAGAACUUGUACAACUUCUACAGCAUGUUGAAGGCCAUUAAACAAGAAGUGACAUGCGGAAACUUGGAAGAUGACUGUCUGGAGUCUCCGACGGAGCAAGACCGUGAGCAAGAUCAAGAAGUGGACUCGACAUCGACUAUGGAUAUCUCCGACGAAGACGAUUGCGCGUCAGUGGGUUCAAAUAGCAGUGGCAGCGAAGAGUUACCAAGAAAUGUGGCCAAUUCGUUCAAGUUUCACCUCCGUGGAUUAUUUAACCUGUUGCAGGAUUUUACGGAAACGGCGAAAUAUCUCUCCCAUAGGUAUGAGAACGAAGUCGGUUCCAGUCAGGCUAACAAAAUACUAUCUCAGUUUUAAUGAGCCUGCAUGUUCUUUUGUAAACUGUAACAAUUAUGGAUAAUGUUUAAAAAUAAUAAUAAUAAUAAUAGUAAUAACA